Molecule: messenger RNA, 2140 nt
Organism: Orbicella faveolata
Lineage: Eukaryota; Metazoa; Cnidaria; Anthozoa; Scleractinia; Merulinidae
Product: cell cycle checkpoint protein RAD17-like
Biological process (GO): mitotic DNA replication checkpoint signaling; DNA repair; DNA damage checkpoint signaling
Molecular function (GO): chromatin binding; DNA clamp loader activity
Source: RefSeq, a predicted model, not a curated record
UCGUGACUGCUUUUCAAAAUGGCGGUUGACACUGAGUGACAGUGUCUGUGGCGUUUGAAGUUGGUUUGAAGCUUACAGUUGUUCUCAUGUUUGCUUGCAAUGAGCAAGCAUCACAAACGCAGUAUCCUAGAGAAUAGUGAAGACCCCAAGAGCUCGCUGAGAGAACCAUGUAAUUCCUUAAGCACUUCAAAAACAUUUCUACAUUCAGGUAGUGAUGUUAAAGAAUUAAAUUUAUCUUGGAAGAAGCUGCAGACUGGGAAACUUAAAGGGGCAAGCUCUUCAUCAACAGGGUCAAAGAAACAUAAUGCAUGGAUUGCAUCUUCCUUUGGUGACUUUGAUGAAGGCAAUGCAAAGAGAACAAAACUAGUAAACAUCAAGAAUUCCUUCAACACAAAUGGUCGUCAACUGGUUCCACAGAAACUUAAGAAAGAUGAAGAUCUCUGGCUAGACAAGUACAAACCAAAGUCAGAGUCUGAACUUGCGGUUCACAAGAAAAAAGUGGCUGAGGUCCGUAACUGGCUUCUGGAUCACUUCUGUUCACAGUCGUCAUCUGGAGCUGUGUUGCUCCUGACUGGUUCAGCUGGUGCAGGCAAGACUGCGACAGUUCAUGUGUUGGCAAAUGAGCUGGGAUUUGAAGUGCAGGAGUGGAUCAACCCUCUUAGUGAGACUGACGCUGAUGGUGAGUAUUCCAACUGGAGCAAGAGCAGUCAGUCCCAAGUUAGACAGUUUCAAGACUUUAUUCUGCGUGNAUUUACUAUUUUCAUUUCGUUAAAAAUAAAAUCCAUUACCAUCCUUUUUCCUACUUUCAGCUUCAAUCCUGUGGCACACACCAGCUUGGUAAAAGCUAUGAACAGAAUAACUUCUCUGGAAGCUCAACAGAGUCAGAAUAAAUCAACUUUUAUGAUUCCAAGUAAGGAAACAGUUGAGCUGUUGGCUCAGAAUAGUGGGGGAGACAUCCGGACUGCUAUUAAUGGCCUUCAGUUCUCUUGUUUAAAAGACAAAUCAUACACUUCAAAAAGGAAGUUUAAUCUGGCAAGAAAAGAUGAGAGUAAGUCUAAAAGGUCAAAAGCAAGGACAACAAAAGGCGAAAAACAGAUUAACUCAGUGCACGAAGGUGCCGAUGCUUCACACUCUAGUCAGACAUCACAGUGUCUGGUUUACAGCAAAGAGAACACAGACAAUAACCUUGUGUCGGAGACAGUCACAGCCAUUGGUGGAAGAGAUACAGCUUUGUUUCUCUUCAGAGCCUUGGGAAAGAUCCUGUACUGUAAAAGAGAUCCAGGAUUGUCAGAUGUAGACCUGCUUCCAUUUCACUUGUCACAUUAUGCAAGAAACCAGUUGUUAUUCUCUCCCGAGGAUGUGUUAGAUAGAACUCACCUUUCCAGUGAAGUUUUUAAUCUUUACCUUCAUCAAAAUUAUCUGGAAUUUUUUGAUGAUAUUGAUGAUGUGGUGAACAUCAGUGAAAACUUUAGUGAUGCAGACUACAUGACUAAAGAGUGGAUGCAUCAGUCUUCUAUGAGGGAAUACAGCUCUUGCCUGGCGGCACGUGGGCUGAUAUUUAAUGGCAGACCGGGAGGAAAUUCCAGCAGUGUGGGGAGAGGAUGGAGACCACUCCAUAAACCACAGUGGUUUGAUGUCAACAGAAAAAUGCAAGAUGGUGCUUGCACUGCAAGAGACUUAUUCAGAGGUUGUCAUUGGCCAUCAUUAGUCUUGCAAACAGAGAUUGUCCCAUAUUUAGCUAUUACUGAUGUACCACUGAGAACACCAGGUGUGGGACUAAAUAUAAGAAUUAUUUGUCAGUUCAUCAUUAUGAAAAUGACUAUUAAAGUAUUAAUCUCCGGUGCUAGACAUGCACUGUAUGUAAUUCAUGUAUUGGCGCAUAUCUCAGCCAGAACUUUGUGCUGUGGCCUGUUACUUUGCACACUCUAUUUUGCUAGCUACAUGGGGGAGUGAGAGACGUCCAAGAGUUGAUAGUUUUUUUUGACAUUAAUUUUUUGAGGUUUAACCUUCAGAGGUAAAAUUUACUUAGUAUGGUAUUUACAUGAUUAAGAGCCGCCCCCGAUUAAGCACUGCAUACAGUAUGUCGAGGAAAAGUAUUAUAGCGUACCACCCUUAAGUAUGUGCCGCAUUCAUUUGUAAU